UCCAGUGGUAGACUUAGAGGACUCUGAACACCUCAGAACACCUAGUCCUAUGGUUGAAACUCUCGAAGAACUAGAAAGGGAGUUUAUUAAACCUGAGGAGGAGAUCAGUAUACCCUCGACCCUCAUUACUGAUGUAAAAGAAGUAAGCACCUGGCCACCUUCAGGAGUCCUGACUUCGGGUUUUCCUGGGGUAAUGGAUGAGGAAUAUAUGGAUCUGUUCAACAGACAACCCACCCCUUUUGCUCAGAUUGCUAUUGGCAGUGCUCAGAGUUAUUUAUUAGAUCUACAUCAACGCACAAAAGAAGCUACAGAUUAUGAUGUGCAAAACAUUGAGUGGGCUUCAAGUAAGAACUUUACAGUAGACCUCGGAAUGAACCAAAUUGAGCAAUAUAUUUCUACUUGGGAAAUGCAGGCAAGCUGGCUUCACUCCAUUGACUUUCUUCAGGAGGAGACUUUGGAGUUCAGCAGACGUUACCACUACAGAGUAAAGUGGAGCGUUCCAACAAGACGGAAGCCGGUGCCACGAUCAACAGCCUGUGUCUAUUUCGUUAUUGAAGUAUUCACGAAUAAACCCGAGAACUGGCCCGUACAAGUGUAUUAUUUUGUGGAGUCAAACCGACUUCUACACAGGCCAGGCCAAUCAAGAUUUAGAGAAAAGUGGCUCGAAGAUGUAAUUGAAAGCAAGAUUCUUCUAACAGAGAAAAUUACUUUCUAAAGAAUUUUUUAUGCAUUGUCAAAUGCUAAAAAAUUGUGUAUAUACUUAUGCUUAAUAAAAGCAUGCUUACAUGAAAGAAAGGAGUUGGAUGGUUUUUAUACAUUCGACCUGAACAAUUAUCUUUUGUUAAUUAAAAAUUCAAUUCUGCAUAGCUUGAUUAUUUGGCGUAACAUCAUUACACCACAUUAAGACUUGUUAAUGAGUUGCUCAAACUGAUUACGAUGCCAUGUCAUGGAGCACGGCAGAACAUGAUUUAUUCUUUUCACAACUCUAUGUGAUUGGCAUAGUAGCUGAAUUGCAGCCCUUGGACAUACACUGCGUGACUCGUGUAUUUUCUUGGUGAAUUUUCUAAACUUUCCACCCAAGUGUCUGACUAUAUGCUGUAACAGUUAGUGUCCCUAGGUGCAGUGACAUGAGGCAGGGCUAUCAUGUUUGCAUAUUAUCACUUUCAUUAUGUCACACAUAACAUGCAUUUUGUAAUGUGUGUAACUUUAAAACUUGCAACAUUGUACCUUUGCAUGCCACACUCUUCUGCCAAAUGAUCUGUUGAAUAAUUUGGGGAAAAUUAUACAUUGAAUGUACAGUCACUUGAGCUUUCCAAAAAAAAAAAAAAAAAAGAGUACAAUUAAACACAUAAUGAUUUGCCACAAAAUGAUGGCAGUGUUUUUUUUGGAUAGAUUGCUUUUUCAUGCAGCACUGCUAUCUUUCUACAGACAACAGGUAAUUUUUUAUUUUAUACACUUGCUUGAGAAAUAAGAGUAUGCAUAAAGAUGAACAUUUUAACCAUCCAGGUGGAGUCAUACAGAGACAAACUUUCAUAACAGAUAAAGGUGCACUGAAGGUUUAGUUCAGGGACCCCAGGAUUGUACCCAGCUUUGAUCUGGCUCACACAGGUUUCACACACAAAGACAUGUA
This is a messenger RNA of Polypterus senegalus (gray bichir), 1630 nucleotides long. RefSeq names its product A-kinase anchor protein 14-like. Bases 50 to 715 code for a protein of 221 amino acids. Gene Ontology annotation, cellular component: cAMP-dependent protein kinase complex. Gene Ontology annotation, molecular function: protein kinase A regulatory subunit binding. The transcript is spliced from 6 exons. Lineage: Eukaryota; Metazoa; Chordata; Cladistia; Polypteriformes; Polypteridae. The record is from RefSeq and is a predicted model, not a curated record.